CCUGUUAUGUACGGACACGGUAUGGAAUUGUUUUACCUUCUUGUUAUAUGUACACAUGGUGAGUCGUCGAGUCCAAUAAAACUCAACAAAGCGAUCCAGAGUCCGAGGCAGUUGCGCCACGCCGGCGAUAGCAGAUGAAGAAGCGCAAGGCGGCGGAGGACGGAACCCCAGAACCGUGCCGCGAUCGGCUCAGCAGCCUCCCCGACGACCUGAUCGGGCGCAUCCUCUCCCUGCUGCCGACCCCGCAAGCCGUGCUCACGUCCCAGCUGUCGCGGCGGUGGAGGCGGGCGUGGGCACACAUCGCCGCCCUGAACCUGUCCGCCGUCCGGGACUGCGCGCGGCGCGGCAGGGGGCCCCGGCUCAGCGACCUCGCCAGGGGGGCCCUCCUCCGGUUCCCGACGCCGGGCAUCCCCUCGGUCUCCGUCGAGAUCAACCGCAGCGUCUACACCGCCGACGAAUGGUACCGCCAGGCGAUGGAGCGCGCGGUCGGCUCCGUGCGCGUCGCGUCGCCUUGCACGCUCAACGGGCUGGAGCUCCCUCCCUGCGCGCGGGCGGAGGCCCUGGCCGUGCGCUCGCCGCGCACCGUCCUGACGCUCCCCGAUCCGGCGGCGGCGGCGCCGUUCGGCAGGCUGGCCGAGCUGAGCCUCUCGCUGGUGCAGCUGGGCGGCGGCGCCGCGCGGCCCCUGGGCGAGUUCCUGGCGUCGUGCUGCCCGCGCCUGAGGACGCUGCGUCUGUGCUCCGUCAGGGGGCCGGCCCUGCGCUGGCUGGUCCUCCGCACGGACGUCCUCGAGGUGCUCGACCUCAGCAACGUCGACGACCUGACAAGCCUGGACGUGGCGGCCACCAACCUCCGGUGCCUAAGCGUGCGCUCCUGCUUCCGGUCCCCAACCGGCGGCGACGGCGAGGUGGCCGUCUCAGCGCCAAGGAUCGAGGCGGUCCGCUGGCACCGCAGCUACCCGGAGCAGCUCAUCUUCCGCUCCGACCUGGCAAGCGCUCGUCAGCUCGGCGGGCCCCUCAGGCUGCCGGCACUCGGGCGGCGCGACCAGUCGGACGCCCCGUACACCCUGCAACUCCUGCACGCCUGUUCCCAAGCCCACCACCUCGACCUGGAGCUCGUGAUGCCGGACGAGACGACUCUGCUCAACUGGCUAGGGCCAGCAGAGCACGGCGCGUGCGAGGACUUGAUCCGGCGCGUUCCGCAGCUGCCAAACGCCAGCGCCCUCUCGCUGAAGAUCAGGUGGGGGUUCGGCGGCGGCGUCGCGCCGAGCCUGGCCUCCCUCCUCUCCAGAACGCCGGCCUUGACGAGGCUUCGCGUGGAUGCGAGCCCCUACUGCUUCGCUGUCUUUGAGGGCGACGAGCCGCCGCCGCGACCGCGAGGAUGGCAGCGGUGGACGAGCGGCGUCCGCGCAGGCGACGACGGCCUUCGUCUCGACAGCCUUCGAGAGGUCGCCGUGGUCGGGCUCAAGGGGGAAGACCCUGAAGAGUACAGGGUCCUGAAGCUCUUGCUUGGGAGCGCGUCGCCAUCGCUGGAGAGGGUGUCUCUCACGUUCCGUGACGAUGCUGCGGCGUCCAUUGUUGACGAGAUCGCCACCGAUGUCCCGACGCGCUUCUCCAUGGCGGCCGGGCGCUGGAAAUGCUGCCCGCCGCGCGUGCUCACGUGGAUCAAGCAGAAACUCCCAACCCAGGCGUGCGAACAAGUGUAG
Panicum virgatum (switchgrass) is the source of this 1703-nucleotide messenger RNA. Its product is annotated as putative F-box/LRR-repeat protein At3g28410. Gene Ontology annotation, molecular function: protein binding. Bases 135 to 1703 code for a protein of 522 amino acids. NCBI's taxonomy places the organism in Eukaryota, Viridiplantae, Streptophyta, Magnoliopsida, Poales, Poaceae. The record is from RefSeq and is a predicted model, not a curated record. The transcript has 3 exons.